Molecule: messenger RNA, 1212 nt
Organism: Carassius auratus (goldfish)
Lineage: Eukaryota; Metazoa; Chordata; Actinopteri; Cypriniformes; Cyprinidae
Exons: 9
Coding region: 28-870 (280 amino acids)
Source: RefSeq, a predicted model, not a curated record
CUGAAAAAGAAAAUUGAAAAAUUCAAGAUGGAAAAGGAGUCUUGGGUGGCUAAGAAAAAGAAAAAUCAAAUAACAUCUCAUUUAAUGGAUGAUGCCGUGAUUUUGAUUGAGAAACUGAAUGCAGUGGGCUGGAGGCCCAUGCUUUUUCUUGAGUACCACAACAAGGAGGUCAAGAUGCUGCUGCCAGAGGGGCUCGAAUUAAGUUCGGGAGAGAAUAUAUGUCUUAAUAACAUGAAUGCAAUCUACAGCAUGAUAGUUCAAGGAAAGAGAGUGCCAGCAGACCCUUCUAGCAACCAGGCCUCAACCAGUAAUCUGCAACUGGGUCCAGAAGAGGAGACCAUUGUUGUUUUAAAUUUAGAGUCCAUUCAAGACCCUCCACCACAACAAGAGGAGGCUCUACUGUCAACCAGCCCUGCCACCAACACCACCGAGGGGGCACAGACUGAGACAGAGGAGGCUCUUCUGUCAACCAUCCCUGCCACCAACACCAACGAGGGGGCACAGACUGAGACAGAGGAGGCUCUUCUGUCAACCAUCCCUGCCACCAACACCAACGAGGGGGCACAGACUGAGACAGAGGAGGCUCUUCUGUCAACCAGCCCUGCCACCAACACCAACGAGGGGCUAAAAAAGGACAAAACCCCCAAAAGACGCCAAAGGACAAAAGUUUCUAAAAAAGAAAAGGAUUGUCCACACAACAGCCAGGAGGUGCACGCAUAUAGAUGCGUGAUCAAAACUAGGAAGAGAAAGGGGAAGAUGGAGAAAUUGAUAGAUUGGCUCCCCUGCAAACUGUGGUGUGUUGGUUGUCUUUCAGACCAGAUACUCACAAUUAUCCACAAAAUGACGGUGUUCCAGCAGACAUACACAUAACUUACAACAAACAUACUAUAGGCUACAUGUACACACAUACAGUAUCUCACAGAAUUGAGUAAACCCAUCACAUUUUUGUACAUUUGGAUGUGCACAGUAUGUGUUUGGGAACUGGUGGUGUUCUCUGGAGUGAUUGUAAGUUAUAAACUAUUGUUGAUGCAGAAAUUUGGUUAUUUUUUGUAAUGUUAUGCACACCAUAAUCCAUGCUUGCAUAUCUGUUUGAUCUUAUUACUGCUAUCUUAAUAUUGUUUUUGUUCAUUUAUGACAUUUAUGACUUUUUAUUCAUUUGCAUUCUGAAGUAGUAAAUAUGGUUACUUGAGAUAUUGAUGCUGUAACAUUUUG